AUGGCUCUGAAAGCAUCUUCAAAAUAUCAACUGCCUUCUAUUGAUAUUCCUUCAUUCAUAUCACAUUCAACUGGGCUUCGCGAGGACGGUACCGAGUUAGUUUCAGCAACCACGGGAAACGCAUUUCUCGCCUUUAUCUGCCUGCGUUUAGGCGAUUUGUUCAGGUACAAG
This is a messenger RNA of Strongylus vulgaris, 171 nucleotides long. The record is from the annotation of a GenBank genome assembly. Lineage: Eukaryota; Metazoa; Nematoda; Chromadorea; Rhabditida; Strongylidae.